CAAUCCUUUGUUCAGCAACUGCUUCAAAAUCAAACCAAAUCAAUUGUUUUCUGUCAUGUCAUCAGUUAAUGGGUGAGGGGGUAAAGAAAAGGGGAUGUUACCGACACCAAAGAGAUAGCAACCACUCCAGAUUCAACUGUGCAUACAAGUGGUAUUUAUCUCUCUCACGCUCUGCACCUUCCCCUUGCCUCAGCUCUGUCAUGCCUCGCUCAUUCCUGGUCAAGAGUAAGAGACCAGGGUCUCGUCCCCCUUGCUUCUCUAAAGGCACCAGACACACAAACCCUGACCAGCCACAACCUCAUACAAAUCAUCACGACAGGCAGAACAGGGCGUGGCAGGAAGUAAGGUCCCCACAUCGGAGCCCCUUCCAGGAGGACCAGGGCAACCUGUGCUCAGGGUCAGAAGUCAAGGACACCCUGGACUACCCCUGUCCUAGCUGGGACGCCAUGGCAACCAGACCACACAGCACCUCGCCAGCUGACCUCUGGACCAGCAGGUCUGCAGAAACCGGAGGGUACGAUGGUGUGGAGCCUUCCGAGUCUGCCCUGCCCUGGUCCCUACACUGGCCCCGGGGCCCUGACAGAGAGAGGGAGCUGGAGAAACUGGUCCAUGUCUUACUGAGCCACAGGCCACAUAUGGACCUCAACUCCACCAGCCCAUGCCCCCUCUGUGAAAAGGUCUUGUACUCAGGAGCUGUACUGAAGACUCAUUUACUCAGGUCACGUACAUGCAUGCAUGCAGGCCCAUUGGUCACAUCAGCCAAAGCCCCAGAGCACCCCUACGAGUUCAAACAAGCUCUGGGCAUGUACGGAAGACCAAAGGAGCGUAGCUAUAGCUGUAAGGAGUGUGGGAAGGUAUUCAAGCGCUCCUCCACCCUGUCCACCCACCUGCUCAUCCACUCUGACACCAGGCCCUACCCCUGCCAGUACUGUGGCAAGAGGUUCCACCAGAAGUCAGACAUGAAGAAACACACCUUCAUACAUACAGGUGAGAAGCCCCAUGUGUGCCAGGUGUGUGGCAAGGCCUUCAGCCAGAGCUCCAACCUCAUCACCCACAGCCGUAAACACAGCAGCUACUGGCCCUUUAGCUGCACGCACUGCCAAAGCAGCUUCCAGCGCAGACUGGACCUACAGCGCCACCAGGAGACACAAUGUGUCCAUAGCAGCGUGUACACACAGAGCUGAGGCCACGGGUAUAAUGGAGAUUUGUAUUACAUAAGUACUGUAUGUAGCACAAGAAUGAGUGCUUUGUAUAGAUUGUUGACUGGUAUUUGCAGUUCCAUUUUUAUAUGGUACUUUGAUCAGUGACUGAGGCUAAGCACAUUACUUGUGUUCAAGUUAUUUGUGCAUUUGUUUUUGUGGAUUUGCUUUCACUCACAGCUUUUCAGGUUGACCGUUUGGAUAGUGCCUUGAGGGGAUCUGAUCACUUUAACAUCUCUAGCAAUGUCAUAUAUAGUGUACGAGCUGGAUUCCAUUAUUAGCGCAGAAGAUCAGCGUUGUAGCCAAUUGAAAUGUAAAGAUAAUUUUCGAUUGAGCCAACAUAUGCAACAUUGACCACGAAUGCUGUCUCCGCCAACACGGAAACGUUGCCUUUAAAUGUCAGUCACGCUUUAACGCUACGGACUGAAUCCAGCCCUUUAGGCUCUGGUCUCUACUAUGCUGUAUGUCUAAAAAGACACCGUAUUAAAAAAAGGUGGUUUGUAGAGUGACAAAGCAAACCCCUAUUUCCCACUGUAAUUGUCAAUUCUCCUCAGAGAGCCGUUGCAAUUGUAGCUCCCAUUGUUGGUGUAUGAAUGAAGCUGCCAUUUUCACUUCACUGUGGCAGCCCACCCAAGGGCAUAAUAAUAUACAUUCAGGCCAUGGGGAACAUGACAGCAGUACGAGCAGAGAGAGAAUGAUUAUGUUGAAGUGAUGCUCCACAAUUAUGGCGAGACAACGUGACUGUAUAUUUUCAGUGUCACAGCCUGGUCAGCAUGAGUAUAUAUAAAAAGGGAUUUAGAUAUACAAAAAUAAAUACUCUGUUUAAGUUUA
Messenger RNA from Oncorhynchus mykiss (rainbow trout), 2030 nucleotides. RefSeq lists its product as uncharacterized. Lineage: Eukaryota; Metazoa; Chordata; Actinopteri; Salmoniformes; Salmonidae. Gene Ontology annotation, molecular function: DNA-binding transcription factor activity, RNA polymerase II-specific. Gene Ontology annotation, cellular component: nucleus. Gene Ontology annotation, biological process: regulation of transcription by RNA polymerase II. The record is from RefSeq and is a predicted model, not a curated record.